AGCCUGAAACCGUACCCGCGCUGGCACAGUGGGGAAGCAUGCAUGCAUGGCCGAGCCGGCGCUGCGCUGACUUGGUUUUCUUCAGGCCGAACUAUACGACUUUCCACCGAGCCUGCUUACAUUUGCCUCGUUUCAUGCGACACAUCGAAGUAUCUCCGUCCAUGCUGAGGUUUUUAUAAACUCGUUUUAUGCCACGGCACAUUUGAAUGACUCCGGUCCGAGUAAGGAAAGAGCUGAUCCUAGUUAUCCAGCCGUGACAAUCCAGCGACAACGCCGAAGACACGGACACAGAUCCGAGGGAGGACAACGUCAAGGAAGACACGGAACUGUCUGUAGCGCACAGGUUCUUUGGAGUUACUUAUUAUUCCAAAGUUCUAGAACAAUUGAACAGAUUUAUGCAUGGACUACCCUGUUAUUACCUUUAAUAUCAGCAAUUAUAUAGCUGCGUAACCUAUAGUUGCAGAAACUAUUAGUGCGCAAAUAAGAGUUGUUCCGAGGAGAUCAUUAUUCCUCAUUGUGUUUAAAAGGCUAUUCAUGGUAGACCUACUGAAGGAUACCUUUUUUAAGGCUCUAAAUUCAUGUGUAUAAUAUUUGUGGCAUUCCACAUCUGUGGUUGAAGAGGAUGCGCUUGUUGCUAUGAAUACAUUAUACGAGCAUUGACUGAAAUAAUAUUUAUUUCAAACGGACCCUCAACUAAUAUUUCAGCAAUUUUUUUCACCGAUUGCAAUUAUUUUGUAUUCCACAAAAAACGGAUUGUGCUUUUCUAAAACUGAAUGCAAAUACUGAACUUUUUCCAAAUGUCAAUUCAAGCUUCAGCACAAUAACUUCCUCGCGAAGUAAUCCAAUCAGUUCGUUAUAACCAGAGAGGAAUCAACUGAGAUAUAAGGCAAUUAUAAUUUAAAAGCCUUCAGAUGGGAAUAUCAUUUCAUUCUGUCUGUUCAUUCGAAUAAUUUUAUCGCGCGAGACGCUGCAUCGAGAGGGACUUUGGCGUGGCCAAGUUCGGGAGCUUUGCCGCAGGUGGAAAUGAUCCUGUUCGUUUCCCUGGUGUUAUGGAUGUGUGCAUAUGGCCAAGAGCCGGCGUCCAAGGUGGUGUCCGACCGCUAUGCCGUCUACUGGAACCGGACCAACCCCAGGUUCUACCGGGGUGACUACCACAUCGACGUGUGUAUAAAUGACUACCUGGACGUCUUCUGUCCCCACUACCUGGACUAUGUCCCUGAAGAGCGGAUGGAGCGCUAUGUCCUCUACAUGGUCAACUACGACGGCUACAGCUCCUGUGACCACACCGCCAAGGGCUUCAAACGCUGGGAGUGUAACAGGCCUCACUCCCCCAACGGACCCCUGAAGUUCUCCGAGAAGUUCCAGCUCUUCACCCCCUUCUCUUUGGGCUUCGAGUUCCGCUCCGGCAGAGAGUACUACUACAUCUCAUCCACCGUUGCUGACAAUGGAAGGAGAAGUUGCCUUCGACUGAAGGUGUUCGUCAGACCAGCAACAGACAAUUGUGUGAAAACUGUCAGUGUUCACGAUCGGGUCUUUGACGUCAAUGAGAGGGUGGACAAUUCCCUAGAACCAAGAGAUGAUACCAGUCACGAAUCAGCCGAGCCGUCCCGAGGUGACGUCAACUCGGUGGGCUGGGUUCAGACCACCGGCCUGCUGGUCACCUCCGCCCUGGUUCUCUGUGCAGCCAUCUUGUCUUUAUAGCGCCCAGCCUGAGGGUUUUAGACAGGGCGGAGUGGACUCGCCCUGACUGGACCAUACAACCCCCAAGGUGCACUUUUUAAAAGACAGUCUGAGUGCCGGGGAGAGGUGGACUUCUAAGGGGGAAGACCUUUUUAUAAACUUUGCUUUGGGGAGUUAAGAUGCCAAAAGCCUUUUUGACUCUCAUUUUGUCAUUUUACUUUCCUGUAGAUGUUAAUAUUUGAAGGUCAUAGUUUCCCAGUGAAUUUGCUGUCCCCAUCAUCUCUCUCUCUCUCUCUCUCUCUCUCUCUCUCUCACGUUCACACACACACACACACACACACACACACACACACACACACACACACACACACACACACACACACACACACACACACACAAUCACUCUCUCCUCUGUGGUCCCACCAUACCUUUUGCAAGAUGAAACAACAGAACAAGAACUACUAAAAAUAACUUUUUUUCAGGCCCCCAAAUGACUUUGAUUUAGAAUAUGAUGAAGUCUUACAGUGAAUAACUAUGAUAAUUUGAAGAUGGCUUGUGACUGAUCAGAUCAGCCAAUGGCAAUGAAGUAAAGGAGUACUGGCCAAUCAAAUGAGGCCAAGACAUACUGGCCAAUCAAAUGAGGACAAGGCAUGCUGGUCAAUCAAUGGUGAAUCAAGGAUCCAGAGCCAUGGUUGUUGCUUGGAGAAGUCCUGUUGCCAAGGGGAGGGGGCUCUCUUUUCUUGCCUUUGAAGAGUCCAUUAGAAGUUCAUGAGAUGGGGGUUGGAUUUGAUGAUUCAGAGACUGGGAGUGAACGAUCUUAGCUGAACCGGAAAAAAAGAAGCACUCAUGUUUAGAAAUUUGUGUCCUUUUAGGGGAAUUAGUGAUCAAUUCAUGUAUUUUUUAAAUGAAUCACGUAAUUCAAAUUUAGCAAGCAACACGGGUGUAUAUUUGCGAGGAGCCUGGGAGUUGAUAUGGUAUUUUGUCAGGCAAAUGUAUUUUCCUAUUUAUUGUUGAGUCCUUGUGCUCUUUCCCUUUUCUGAUUGUUCUGGUUCAGUCACUGUAACUAGUGCAGAGACAAGCCCAAAACAUCCCACCACUUAAAAGCACCAGUCUCUCUUUUCAUUUUGGAAAGGUGUAGUUAUAUUUCAUACACAUGUAAUAUCUGGGCUUGGACUCAAAAUGGAAUUGGAUUGUUUUUAUCUAACAGAGUUCAGGGAAGAGGACAUAGUUGGAUGUUGUAUCAGGGUGUAAGAAUGUGUGUUAUAACUGUGUUUCUUCCCUGUAACAGUAAACACAAACUGUAUGUGUCCUAACAAGUCAGCCCAUAUUACCAUCCACUACUUCUUUUCAACAUUGUCAUAACCUCUACAAAACUACAAUUAUGUACUGUACAUAAACAAAAGGUUCAGGGAUGACUCUAUAACUAGUACGAUUAGUUUCAAUUAUGUUCUUAGUAAUAUUCUUGAGUUUUUCCCCAAGCAAACAACAAAAACCUUCAUUGAUAUUGAUAGGUUAGCGACCAUUCAGUGAUGAUCAACCCACACGUCCCAACACCUCCAACCUUUCUCCAAAAGUUGAAGGUAGGUUGUGGCAACGUUAGUUUCAUCUGUAGCAGCUGCAGCUCUAGUGUGAUUUAGCCGUGUCUUUGAUGUCGUGAGGAGCGGUGUCCAAGCAGACCACAUGCUGGGGGGCCAUGCGCUAGUUAUUUCUGGAAUGAGAAAAAUCGACCACCAGGAGGGAGAACGAGAGAUGAGAGAGAGUGAGGAAGAGAGGUGUCCUAUUCAGCCUCUGGAUAGGCUCACUAGCAGGGAGAGAGAGGUGUCCUGUUCAGCCCAGAGGUAAUUUUUACCACCAGAGGACUGGAAUGAGUAAUGAGGAGAGAGAGAAGGCCAGCUGAGAUCAAUAGUGAUGGGCUUCUCAAACACAGGAACACGGUAAAUAUUUCCCUCCACUGUCUGAUACACAGUCUAUUUAGUGUACUGAGACCAACUCACAUCCUUUGUAAAGGGGAUGGACUAUCACUGAGAAAUACAUUAGCCUCUGCCUCUGUUGGCUGCAAGUGUGGGAUUCAGUUUGAACAAGACUUUAAAUAAGAAAAGCUGAAAUUCAUUGUGACUGACAUCAUUCACUUCAGCCAGUCAAUGUUGGGAAACAAGGAUCAGCUUGUCUCAUGGAUACUGUGUAUCCAGCUGUAGUGUUAGAGCAGUGGAUCUCACACCUCUUUGAAGGACAACCGCAGUUAACAAAGACACAUUGUUAAUGCUGUUAGUGAGGGAAUAAAGUCAAUGUUGGAUAACAAAAACUGUUGAUUACAUUUGUUUAAUAUCUUUUGUGUAAGGUUUUCACAUAUCAAUGUUAUAGUGUGUGUGUGGAGGUUGAAGUGCCCAAGUUAAGGGCUCUACUAUUGGAAGUGCACUAUAUCCAUCCAUGCUCAUCCAAGAACCAUACUGCACUCCCAUCGCCCUCCUCUUUUGACCAGAGCUUAGUAGUAUUUGCAUCUGAAAUGUGGUUUAGGCGCCUAAUGUUUUGAGUCCCUGUACAUGCUUAGUUUGUCUGUGGUCCCUCUUAAUCUUCACUACAAUGGUUUCAGAGGAAGCUUCAGUAGUCAGCAGCACCAUGUUGUUAUCUGAAUUCAGGAGAUUUUGUAAAGCUUGUUAAGUGUUGGUUUUCUGUCCAUAUCACAAUGUCAUGAAUCAGUUAACUUGUGUAAUUUUCCAUUCAAAAGUUGAUGUACAGUAUGAGAUGCAGUUGUGUUACAGGGUGAAUUGAGUCUUUUAGGAGGAGCUCUUCACCUGGCACCUGUUACUGUAGCCAUGUAGCCUGAACCUGACACCACUGUGCCCUCCUAUGUCCUCUGUCCCUGUCCUCUGUCGCUGUCCUCUGACCCUGUUGUCUGUCCCUGUUCUCUGUCCCUGUCCUCUGUCCCUGUCCCCAGUGACGGUCUGUUAUCCCAGCCCUAUUGUCCUCACCUCCCCAGACUGUUGUAACUCCUCCCUCUCUCCCGGUCCAACUCUCUUCACCAGAAUGUUCUGCAAAUGUACUGUAUUUCAUACGAAGGCCAUUAUUUGUAAAUACACAAAUGUGUUGGAGCAGCUAUGACUAACUACAAAAAAAGAUUUAAUAAAAGUUAUUUGUCAUUGUUGUAA
Oncorhynchus mykiss (rainbow trout) is the source of this 4826-nucleotide messenger RNA. The record is from RefSeq and is a predicted model, not a curated record. Lineage: Eukaryota; Metazoa; Chordata; Actinopteri; Salmoniformes; Salmonidae.